This is a messenger RNA of Amborella trichopoda, 3092 nucleotides long. RefSeq lists its product as uncharacterized. The record is from RefSeq and is a predicted model, not a curated record. NCBI's taxonomy places the organism in Eukaryota, Viridiplantae, Streptophyta, Magnoliopsida, Amborellales, Amborellaceae.
AGCCUUUCGCGAGCUCUUUUCGAGCACCCCGAGAAAGUGGUGCCCUUGUCUUGAGCCGCCCAUAAAACUGUCGUGGUUUCGGCUGCCCGAAACCUGACCGAAAAUUUUGUUUUGCCUUGAACUCUGCAACUCACUCGUGACUUCGAGUUCCUGCAAAUUUAGGUUUGGGGUUCCAUUUUUGUCCUAUUCUCCGUUAUUUUCUUUCCCUAAGGUAAGAACUACACUUCUCUGUUGAGUUCCCGUUUCAGAAGAUUUUCCGGAUUCUUGAUGGUUCGUCUGUUCUACUGCAAGUAUAUGGGUUUCUGUGAAGGUGGUCGAUACACUCAAAAAAUGGCUUGUACUGUGAUUCAUUCGUGGACCUUUUGUUCAUUGAUUGGGGCUUUCCUGGAUCUCUCUAUUGCUUUUUUCAUGCUUUGUGGAUCAGCGAUGGCCUUCUUCACUGCAAAAUUUAUGGGAAUAUUUGGUUUAUACUUUCCCUGCACCUGUAAUGGACUCUUUGGGGAUCCAAUGAACUCUGGUAAUGGCCAUUUCUGCAUCCAACGAGUACUCGUUGAGUUCCCUCCGAGAAAGUCUUCUUCUCUUCAGAUGUCUUUACAAAACAAGUUCCCCUAUGAUACAAUUUGGUUAAGAGAUAUUGGUCGAGAACAUGAUAAUUUAAAGAUAGGUAACACCAGUGAUGGGGCUCUAGGUUUGAAUCACAAGACGGAUGAUGAAUCAAGUAGUUCUGCUUCAGAAGCUCAAACGCUCAGAAGUUCCAUUGUUGAUGAGACUCGAGCUAAGAGUGAAUGGGAUAUGGUUGAAUUCAGAGCUUCUCCCUGUCAAGGGAGUGUGUCCCUCUCGAGUAAGGGGAAGGGAGUAUGGAACCCAAGGUCACGUUCAAGCCUUCAUCGUCGACGCAGAGCUUCUGGUGAUGCUAGGUCAUCAAUCAAACUAUCAUUGUCUCGGUCCUUUGGGGAAGGAGGUGAUCAUUCGCCGUUGAAUUCCAGUGAGCUAUCUAGAGAGAACCCUGUGGAAAGCUUCCAUCCAUCAUCACAUUUCAAAAUGAAUCAGUCGCAAUUUGCAGAUAGUGGGGAGGGUUCAGAUGGGAAUGCGAUGGUUGGAGAUAUGCAUGGUGUGUCAAAGGAACUUUUCAGUGAAGAUAAUAACACUAUAGAGGAGGAUACCUCUUUUGUAGAAGCACUAGUGGAGGGUUCAUUAGGAGAGCAAGGCCUCAUGGGUAAUGAGGCAGACACCAUAAGAAUUUUGGGCAAGGCUCUUGAGGAAGAACGUACUUCUCGCACUGCACUUUACAAUGAGCUAGAGAAAGAGAGAAGUGCGGCAGCAACUGCUGCUGAUGAAGCCAUGGCAAUGAUACUACGCCUCCAAGAAGAGAAGGCGGUGAUAGAAAUGGAGGCUCGGCAGUAUCAAAGGAUGAUUGAAGAGAAAGCUACAUAUGAUGAAGAAGAGAGGAGUGUUCUUAAAGAGAUCCUUGUGAGGCGCGAGAGAGAGAAACUUGUUUUGGAAAAGGAAGUUGAGGUAUAUCGCCAGAUGCUUUCUAGUGGGACAAAUGAACUGGCUGUAGAAUUUCUGGGUGAUGAAGCCAACGAAUUAGUGGGGAGAAGACUUUUUUCUCAUGAUUCAAUUGAUGACCCAAUCUUGAUUCUUCAACAGAUUGGUGACUCACUUUCUAGGAAGGAAAAAAUAGGUGAUAAUCAUCCCGCAGAGGAGAACACUAGCCAAAAUGGUGUUCAAAGAUCUGAAAGUAUUGCAAAUGAGGAUCCGUGUCCUCCAGAGUUCACAGAUGGGUUCAGUUUAGAAGUUCAUGAAAAGAGCAUGGUAUCGAUUGAUUGUAGCCAAUAUGUCUUCCCAAGUCAGCAUUCGCAAUCAGAAGAAAAAUUUGUGUUGUAUAAAUUAGACCGGCCUCAUGAAAAUUGUUUUCUUGAGAAUGCUUGUUUUCCAAUAAACAAAGAUACAGAGAAAAAUAAUGGAAACACGAGAGCUUGUUGUGAAGAUACCGAUGAAGGUGGUAUUAUGAAGCACAACAUUUCUUGCAAUUCUCUGGAUAACUGUAGGGAAGAAAUAGUUGGACAAGGCGAGGAUUCUCAGAAUCCUCAAAUUGACAAUGAAUCAAAGAUUCAUGAUGUGCAUGUCAUUACAAACGAAGUUCUGUUUUGCGAUGAGGGCAAAGGGGGAGAUGGUGAAUCCCAUUUGCUCAAUCCUAUUGUGGAUAUUAGUAAAGAAUUGCCUUUAGUUUGUACUUCUGGAUUCAGCAAGAAUGAUGGAUCGAGUGGUCAUUCAAGUAAGAGCCAAUGGGAGCCUGGCUUUAAUGUUUCCAGGAGCAGUUUGGAUUCAAUAAGAGAACUGCUUCCAUCGAAUGGAGCUUGUGGCAAUUCUUCAUUUCCCAAACUCCGAAGAAAUUCUAUGUCAGUUGUCGACAAUGAGAAACUGAAGAUUGAAAAUGAAGUUGGGUGGUUGACAGAGAAGUUGAAAGCAAUUGACGCAGGAAGAGAGAAGUUAAACAUCUCUUUAGAACACAGGGAAAGGGAGAAGUUUCAAUUGCGGCUUUUGGAGGAAAUAGCUCAUCAACUUCGUGCGAUUCGACACUUAACAGAACCCAAAAUUGGUGGGCGUCAGUCUUCUCUACCUCCCCUAUCUUCUAAGGAUAACUUGAAGAAACGCCGCUGCCGUAGCGUGUCAUGGGGAGUCCAUGAAAGUGUUUGAUCGGCAUUGACAUGUGUUAAGCUGAUAUUGCCUGGUGGAAGGACCCAAGACCUGCCUGAAGAUAUUCGAAGGCAUUCUUGUGAGAUGAUGGCUGUAUCAGAGGUUACCCUCUGGGGUUUGCAUGGUGUGUAUCCUGAAGCUUCUUGUGAUGUUUUUCUGGGUACACUUGCCUCCAAGGUUGUUUUUAGUUGGCAGUUCGGAUAUGAUUUUGUAAGUUGUAGCAGAGAGGAACUGCCUGUAUAUAAUGUUAUCUGCAUGUUUCCAACAUCGUGACUAUUUAAAUUCACUUUCACCUUUCACAAGUAGGCUCGACUCUGUAAAUAAUAAGGAUGUAUUCAAUACUCUGGUUUACACAAUGCUAUGUCAAUGAUCGGUAGUUUCUUUUUUUCUAA